AUGGUCGAGACGAACCGGCCGAAACCGCCGUUGGACGUCGCCAUCGCGGCGGCAGACGUGAACUCCUCGCCACAACAGCAACGUGAACACCAGCGUCGACACGAACAGCGUGGUGAACAACAUCAGCUGCGUGAAUACCAGCAACAGCGUGAACACCAGCAGCGACAUGAACACCUGCAGCGACACUGUCAGCAGCCACCACAGAAUCGUCCGCAUCAGUCGCGAAACACCAAGACUGUACACUUCGAAACGGACGUGUUUCGAGACGUCGCGUCGGCCGACUCUGCGAUGGCCACGACGACGUCGAACUGCACGGCCAGCGUCACUAGUCUGCCCGACCAGUUCGACAGACACGUCCAACAGUUGUUUACGUUUUUGAGCGUAAAAAAAUGGUUAUUACGGAAAAAACAUCAAAUUGAACUUGCCAGAAAAAGAGGCUGGAAAGGAUAUUGGGUGUGUCUUAAAGGUACUACAUUACUCUUUUAUCCAUGUGAUUCAAGAGAAGGCCGAAGUGUAGAGGCAGCACCAAAACAUCUCAUUAUCGUGGACGGAGCAAUCAUGCAACCUAUUCCAGAACACCCGAAGAGAGAUUAUAUUUUCUGUUUAAGUACAGCUUUUGGAGACGCCUAUUUAUUUCAGGCACCUUGUCAAGUAGAAUUGGAAAAUUGGGUGAACAGCAUACAUUCUGCAUGUGGGGCAGCGUUUGCUAGGCAUCGGGGAAAAAUAGGAACACUUCAUUUAUUACAAGAAGAAAUUUACAGAAUCGAAAAACAAAUAGAUGCGGAUCAAAAACUUAAACACAUGGCUGAAGUACAAGUAGAGAUGCUAACCGACCCAGAUACUAAAGAACAAAUAAAAAAGCAAAUUUUAGCAUGGGAAGAGAAUUUAGAAAGACUACAUUGUGAACAGUUUCGUCUCAAAUGUUAUAUGGCUAGUUUACAGAAUGGUGAACUUCCAAAUCCCAAGAUUCUUUUAACACGUGUAUCCAGAGCCACAAAAAUCACAUUAAACAAAUUAGGUGUGUUUACUGUAUCUUCGCUACAUGCAUUUAUAUGCGCUCGUUCUCCGUCAUUGCUCAACAAUCUUUUGGCUGGACGUGGUGCAACUAAAAGAAAAGCUCCAAUCUUAUCUCGUUCAAAUAGUAGUUCAGGUAGRAGAUCAUUGCAAUCAUCGACAUCUAGAGAUGACGCAGAAAAAACUGUGAAAGUAUCCUUACCUGAUAAUCAAUCGGUACAAAUACAUUUGCGAGAGGGAAUGACAGUUGAUGAGUAUUUGGCAUUAUCUUGUUCAAGAAAAGGACUCAAUCCCAUGGAGCAUUUUGUCAGGGUAAAAAAGAGAAGGGAUAUGGAAGAUCAUAAUUAUUUUGUUCCUCACCGAACUGAUAGUAUUGAAACUUAUUUGCAUACUCACGAAGUUGUCGAAGUUCGUGCCAAAAUUCUUUAUCAAGUAGAACUUGAAAGAAAUACAUUAGAUCAUAUGUGGGGAUUUUCCGUAGAAGCAGAACUAAUUGAAAAUGCUGAAAGACAAGACGAACUUUGUUGUUAUGUUAGUCGAGUAGAAGACAAAGGAAUUGCUAUUCAAAAUGGUUUAAUUAAAGGUGAUGAGAUUAUGGUAAUUAACAGUGCGAUAGUAAGUGAUUUAGAUAUGAUGUACUUGGAGUCGGCUCUUCAAGAAGAACUUUCUUUAAGUAUGAUGAUGAGAUCAUCCAGAACCGAACCUCCUCAAUUACCUUCAGGCUCAAGAAUUAUUUCAAAGACUACUGACGACAUAAUUCAAUCGUUAGUGUGUCCUCCACCACCUACUGAUCCACCAGUGAUCUCAGAAGAAAUGAUAUCUGGACUGAUUGUUCCUGCUCCAGGGUGGAAUAGGGAAGGUAUUUAUGAAUUGGAAACUAAUAACAUGACUCAAGAUUCAAAACUUGCUUCCAGAGGAAAUUCUUUUGAAAUCGAAAAUUUAAUUAAGAGUGCUGGUGAAGUUACUGGAUUCUGUAGAUCUCCAGAGCCAGCAAGAAGAACUAGCCCAACCGUGAUUUCUGCUGUUCAGAAUCCUCAAAUAACUAUUGGUCGUCAGUUGACAGAUGCUGAAAAACUAAGAAAAGUUAUUUCUGAACUUGUAGAUACCGAAAAAUCAUACAUCAAGCACUUAAAUAAUUUACUGGAGAAUUAUUUAGAACCACUUAAACACCAAACAUUUUUAUCUGGAGCAGAAAUAGCAGUUCUAUUUGGUAAUAUCCAAGAAAUUGUUCAAUUUCAACAUCAAUUCCUACAAAAUUUAGAAGAAGCCGUUCACCAAGAACCUAAUUUCCAUACAUUUGAUCAACCAGAGCAAUUUAAAAACAUACUUUUCUCAAUCGGGAGCGCCUUCUUAUAUUAUGUCAAUCAUUUCAAGUUGUACAGUUCAUUCUGUGCAAGUCACUCGAAAGCUCAAAAAAUACUUAAUCCUAAUGAAGGCAAUCAAGCUUUACAAGAAUUUCUAUGCUCCAGAAAUCCRCGGCAGCAACAUUCUUGUUCUCUAGAAUCUUAUUUAAUUAAACCUAUUCAAAGGAUAUUAAAAUAUCCACUAUUACUACAACAACUAAGGAAUCUUACUGACCCUCAUUCAGAUCAACACCUCCACCUCGUUGAAGCACUUAAGGGAAUGGAAAAUGUCGCUGAACAUAUUAAUGAAAUGCAAAGGAUACAUGAAGAAUAUGGAGCAAUCUUUGAUCAUUUAUUCAGACAACAUCAAAAAUCUUGUAAACAAUCUAUUGACUUGUCUCCGGGUGAUUUAUUGUACUAUGGAGGAGUUGAAUGGUUAAAUAUUUCUGAUUUCCUUGGAAAAAUAAAAAAAGGCUUAGAACUUCAUGCAAUGUGUUUUGUAUUCAAAUCAGCUGUAGUGUUUCUAUGCAAAGAACGUUUAAGACAAAAAAAGAAAUUAAUGAGUGUAUCGGGCAAGAGUGAAAUGGAAAUAAUUAGAUAUCAAGUUCUGAUACCAGUAACUGAAGUACAAGUUAGAGCAAGUUCUGCCAAAGAUAUGGAGACACAUUUCUUAUGGGAAUUGAUCCAUUUACGUAGUCAAUCUCACAGGAGAGCAGAAAAGAUUUAUGUACUUUCCAAUAGCACUGCCGAAUUCAGAAAUGCAUUCUUAAAAACUAUACGCCAGAUAAUUCGUGAGAGCGUACGAAACAUGAGCAUCCCUACUGCCAAACCAUCCACUAAUUCCCCUGCUCAACUAGUUAGCAAUACUGCAACAUUAGGAAGACAAACAAUUAAUACUGGAGGUUUGCAACUGAUAUCAGAGGAUCAUAAAACGCCCGAUACUUCAAACUUAGCUCAAGGAUCUCAAACACUUGGAAAACCUAAAAAAAUACCUCCAAAACCACCUCAAAGACAUUCUUCAGGGAAUACCAUAACUAAAGUGGAAUUAAGGAAUCAAGGAACAUCGUCAACUGAUUCUACAACGGAUACAGCAGGGACUCAAACUAUUUUGCCAAAUUAUAGAAUUUCUAGAAACAGAGAAGAACGAAAAGUUGACGAACAAAAAUCCGAAGGUGAAGAUGAUAGCUGUAGUCAACCUGGACCAUCUAAAGGACUUCCAAUGCACGGUAGUCUAGGAAAAACGCCCAACUACUUAAUGCUUAGYACCACGUCUACAUUAUCAGCAAGUAGUACUGGCAGUCAGGCUGCCAGGCUGGUGGAAAGAUCACAGCAACCAGAAAAUUAUCAACCACCUCAGGUGCAGGACCUCGGUUCUCCAGUGUGGAAGCCCAGGGAAUUGGGAGAAUCAUCAACAUUGCCACGAAAAAAAAAAUCGAAUCAGGAGCAGUUUGAAACAAGGACAAUGGUGAGAAAAGGAGAAAAAAAGGAUAAAAAAUGAAUAAAAACGCGGGACAAUCACUCUUAAAAAAAAAUGUUCAUGCAUAAAAAUACCCAAUUAAUGAGGAAUGUGAUAAAUAUCACUGACUUCUAGGAUUCCUUUUUUAAAAUCUGAUUGGGGAUUUCUAUGAUGUCCUUGUUACCAAUGGUAUGGAAAGGAUCUGCCGGCCGAGGGUCGAAGAAAUUAUGUUUAUGAUCAAGUUAGAUUAUUUCUUAAAUAAUUCUCAUUACCUUAUUGGUAUGUUCCUACUUUAUUUAUUACAUAAAAUUAGAAUUUAUUACAGUCUUUUGUUUCGUGUAAAUAAUAAUUAAAACGAAACUGAAACAUUUUGUCACAAUUAAAAAAUAAAAUAUACCGGAUUUGGGCUGUUUAUUAUUAUCGGUAAUUAAACUACAAACAUCGAUACAACAACCAUGGUAAAUAAUUCUUUUAACCAUCUGUACUAAUAUUGUUAUUAGACACCAUACAUUUGGGAUACGUAUUAUGAAAUUUAUCCACGUUACGUUGACUUAUAUAUAUUAAAUAUUUAAAUAUAUAUGAUAUAUAGACCAUGUYUGUUUUAAUGAUUAUGCACCAACUUAAGGUUAUAUUACAAAUCGUACAUAUUAAAAGCUCAAAGCUCAAUUUCAUUUAAAUUAUUUUCUUCUUUCAAAUUUCAAUAGAUUUUAUUAUGAAUUGUUAACAUUUCUCCAUUUGAUCUCAUUAGUGAUAUUUGAACCAAACAAUUUAGACCUCCUAACUGCAGAUUACAUAACCACGAAUCAUUUACUUUGUUCGAGCACAUAGGAUAAGUAAAUAAUGAUUAUUUUUAUGCUUAAUAUGUACAUUGGACAUUUUGAGAAUAAAUAAUAUUAUAUAAUAGUCAACGCGUGAACGACAAUAAAUUGUUAUUGUGUAACGACGACGAACUGUGAAAUAAAAUCUAAUUAAUUGUAUUCAUUAGAUGUAUUGAAGUGGUCUAGGAAUACGGUUUCAAUUAUUCGAUGGUUGAAUUUCCAAGUUUAGAUUAAUAAGAAUAAUGGUCCCAAAAAAUCUAGUCUCGUAUUUUUGUUCAUGUUCGGAAUUCCCUAAUGAAAUCAUUGAAACUAUUGUUGAAAAUAAUGUUAAACAUUAACGAUAAACAAUCUAUUGUAGUAUCAUUAAUAUAGUCCUAGUUCUUUUGGAAAAAUUAAAAAUUGAAAACCGUUAACUAUGUUGUCUUGUGUGCCACACAAGUACCUAACAUAAAUCGUAAAAAUAUGUUUUAAAAAAAAAAAAA
Messenger RNA from Diuraphis noxia (Russian wheat aphid), 5113 nucleotides. RefSeq names its product guanine nucleotide exchange factor still life (gene sif). Gene Ontology annotation, biological process: small GTPase-mediated signal transduction; activation of GTPase activity. Lineage: Eukaryota; Metazoa; Arthropoda; Insecta; Hemiptera; Aphididae. Gene Ontology annotation, molecular function: guanyl-nucleotide exchange factor activity; protein binding. The record is from RefSeq and is a predicted model, not a curated record.